CAUAGAGUGAAAGACAUUAGGGUUAAGUGCAGGCACAACAAGGUGUUUAGAACAGUCGCAUGCUGCCUCUAUGCAGUUGGACCAAAUGGACAGGCGUUUCUGGUCGUAUGGCUUGAUAAUACAUUUAUACAAAGUGGUUUAAACAUCUAACUGAAGACAGUGGCAGCACCAUUAAGAUGUGACAUCUCUGAAACUCACAUAUGGGACUGCUAAAUCUCAAACCUAAGCACAGCCCACAGAUGGCUAUUUGGACAAUGUUUGCAUCAAGACAGCUUCAAAUGGGCACCCGGAGGAUUUCACUAAAGCUGGCAGGAGCAGAGCUAUUCAGCAAGGGGAAGAGGUGGUGCUGUCCAUACUUCCCUCUUUUCCUUCUCUUUAUGCUCACAACAACUAUUAUUAAAAUCGCUAUAGAUUCAGAUCUAUUCCAAUCGAGUGAGAAGCUGUUUUACAUCUCUCUGAAAGGGGAAAAUGCCUACAAACAAUUCUACGUGGAAUACCCGCACAAAUACCACUUUAUCAUAAACCAGGAGGAGAAGUGCCAGCGGCUGAGGCCCUUCCUGGUUCUCAUGGUUCCCGUGGCGCCACACAACCGGGCCCAUCGCGACAGCAUCCGCCAGACCUGGGGCAAGGAGAGCUCCAUCCUGGGGAAGACGGUCAGCUUGUUCUUCCUCCUGGGACUGGCCAAAGGAGGAGGAGGAGGUCCAGGGGACGGGCAGCAGCAGCAGCAGCAGCAGCAGCUGCUCCUGCUCCAGGAGAGCAGGGUCCAUGGUGACCUGCUGCAGAGCGACUUCCUGGACUGCUACAAGAACCUCACCAUCAAGACCAUGGUGAUGAUGGAGUGGCUGGACGCCCACUGCCCCGCCGCCUCCUACGCCAUGAAGAUCGACUCAGACAUGUUCCUCAACGUCCGCAACCUGGUGAACAUGCUGCUGGACGCGCCGCGGGGAAGCUACAUGACCGGCUUGGUGACAACCGGCGCAGAAGUCAGAAGAGAUCCUAGCUCCAAGUGGUACCUGCCGGUGGAUGUUUUACCAAUGAAAGUGUACCCACGAUACGCUCUGGGCUUGGGGUACAUUGUGUCUUUGGACCUUCCCGGGAAGCUCGUGGAGGCCUCCAGGCAUGUCAGACCGCUGUACAUUGAGGAUAUACAUCUGGGGUUCUGUAUGAAGUACCUGGGGAUAGAUCUGUCCGACCCGCCACAGGUGAACUACUUCAAUUUUGUUCCCGUGCUGUACAACCGCUGUGAUUAUUCUAGGCUGAUAGCCACCACGUACGAACCUCAUGCAAACCGCAUACAGGUAUGGGAAGACUUUAACAGAGAGGACCCGGUCUGCCAAGGGCCCAAUGAUAUGCCCAAUAAUUUCCUUAUUCCAAAUCAAGACCUGUUUUUUCCCAAAUUGGAAGCAUUUUAUAUUAAUGUAUAAGAAGUGAGAUGUAUUUAUAUUUUGAGCUACGUAUGAAAUAUGUAUGUGAAUGUAACACAUCAAAUAUGUAUAUGAUUGAAUGAAUUAUGAAUGAAUAUUGAAUAAUUUAGAAACAUUAACUAAAUGGCAUGAUGCUAUAUAGCUUAACUUUUCCUGGGUUCUCAAUUACAGGUAACAAGAUUAGACUUCUCUCAGUUCCAAACUAGUCUCACACCAAAACGUAGUAGUCCACACAGGAAAACACAGUAUUUUUACAAUAAUGGCCUAGUUUUUUUGGCCUAUUAUUUUCUAUAUUAUAUUAUCAUUCAUCUGAUUAUCAGUGUAAAAUGCAAUAAUAACAUUGUUUCAGCAUUAAAAUGCAUUCUACAGUUCUAGUUAGAAAUG
Molecule: messenger RNA, 1808 nt
Organism: Gadus macrocephalus (Pacific cod)
Lineage: Eukaryota; Metazoa; Chordata; Actinopteri; Gadiformes; Gadidae
Product: beta-1,3-galactosyltransferase 2-like
Exons: 3
Coding region: 201-1424 (407 amino acids)
Cellular component (GO): membrane
Molecular function (GO): N-acetyl-beta-D-glucosaminide beta-(1,3)-galactosyltransferase activity
Source: RefSeq, a predicted model, not a curated record